AUGUCGGUCCCAACCCAAGAGCGUGACCACUCGGGCUCGCUUCACUCGGAUGAGAAGGAGGCCAUCGGCUACCCCAUCCAGCCCAACACCCUCACCAAGGAUACUCAAGUCUCCCACGAUGCCGAGGCCAACCAGAUUACGGAGGACAUUAACUCUGGCUUCGAUAUCGCUGAGGUCAAGCGUGUCCGAAAAAAGAUCGACCGACGCCUGCUCCCCAUCCUGGGUGCGAUCUACUCGAUUGCUUUGAUUGACCGAACCAACCUUUCGGCCGCUCGUAUCGCUGGUGCAGGUGUUGAUCUCAAGCUCACUGCUGGUACCAACUACAGUGUUCCCCUCCUCAUGUUCUUCGUCCCCUACAUCCUGUUCGAGAUGCCCUCGAACUUGCUUCUGCGCAAGAUCGGAGCUGCCAAGCAGCUUUCUUUCAUCGCCUUCUGCUGGGGUAUCGUCAUGCUCGGUCAGGGUUUCGUCAAGUCAUGGCAGACACUCACGGUCACCCGUGCGCUCAUUGGUGCCUUCGAGGCCGGGUUCUUUCCCUCGGCCGUUUGGCUCAUCUCGACUUGGUACGUGCGUAGGGAGUCGCAGGUGCGCAUGUCUGCUUUCUACCUUAUCUCAGUCGGCGUUUCUGGUUUCUCCAACAUUAUCGCUUAUGCUAUGUCGCUCAUCAAAGUUUCUGACCGCACAUUCCACGGAUGGCGAUGGAUCUUCAUCAUCGAGGGUUUGCUUACCGUCGUCCUCGCUGUAAUUGCUUACUGGGCCGUCCUCGACUUCCCCGACAAGGCUGUCGAGAAGGGUUUCCUCACCAUCGCCGAGCGCGACAUGAUCCUCACCCGUAUCCAACGUGACCGUGCCGAUGCCAAGCCCGACGCCCUUACCUGGGCCAAGGCCGGCAAGUACGCGAUGGACAUCAAGGUGUGGCUCUACGGACUCAUGUUCAUGUGCACCACCAUGCCUACCUACGCGUUUGCCUACUUCUUGCCCGUCAUUCUCCGUGGAUUGGGCUACUCCAUCCGCGACUCUUUCUUGCUCGGUGCUGCUCCUUACGUCGUCGCCAUGGUUGGUGCCUUUGCCACUGCCGUUGUUGCUGACCGAUACUACAUCCGAAUGCCCCUCCUCAUUGCUCAGUGCAUCUUGACCAUCGUUGGUCUCGGCAUGCUAUUCGCCGUCAAGGAGCGCAACGUCCAGCUCGCCGGCUGUUUCCUCGGUGUCUGGGGUUCCAACUCAAACAUCCCCUUCGUCCUCAACUUCUCGCAGAACAACGUUGCCGGUCAGAGUAAGAAGUCGUUCACCUCGGUCAUCGUCAUCAUGUUCGGUGGUAUCGGUGGUAUCUUUGCUUCGCUCGCCUACAACGAGGAGGAUGCUCCCUUGUACCGCAAGGGUCUCUACGCCACCCUUGCUUGCCAGGCCUUCAACAUCCUUUGCGGUAUUGGCUUCACCGUCUACUUCUACGCUGCCAACAAGAAGAUCCGUGCUGGCCGCAAGGUUGUUGAUGACCGUCCCGGUUUCACCUACACCAUCUAA
Ustilago hordei is the source of this 1518-nucleotide messenger RNA. RefSeq lists its product as uncharacterized. The transcript has a single exon. The record is from RefSeq and is a predicted model, not a curated record. Gene Ontology annotation, biological process: transmembrane transport. Bases 1 to 1518 code for a protein of 505 amino acids. NCBI's taxonomy places the organism in Eukaryota, Fungi, Basidiomycota, Ustilaginomycetes, Ustilaginales, Ustilaginaceae. Gene Ontology annotation, cellular component: membrane. Gene Ontology annotation, molecular function: transmembrane transporter activity.